CGCGGAGAAGCGCUUCCGGUAACGGCAUUACACCACUUCCUCUCCGGCUCAGUGUCUGGCCCGUGGAUUCCCACGCGGGCUCAAAAUGCGUAUCGAGAAGUGUUAUUUCUGUUCGGGGCCCAUCUACCCGGGCCACGGCAUGAUGUUCGUCCGCAACGACUGCAAGGUGUUCAGAUUCUGUAAAUCCAAAUGUCAUAAAAACUUUAAAAAGAAGCGUAAUCCUCGCAAGGUCAGGUGGACCAAAGCGUUCCGGAAAGCAGCCGGCAAGGAACUGACAGUGGAUAAUUCAUUUGAAUUUGAAAAACGAAGAAAUGAACCUAUCAAAUACCAGAGAGAGUUAUGGAAUAAAACUAUUGAUGCAAUGAAGAGAGUUGAAGAGAUAAAGCAGAAACGCCAAGCUAAAUUUAUAAUGAACAGAUUGAAGAAAAAUAAAGAACUACAGAAAGUUCAGGACAUCAAAGAAGUCAAGCAGAAUAUCCACCUCAUCCGGGCUCCUGUUGCAGGCAAACAGCUGGAAGAAAAAAUGGUACAGCAGUUACAAGAAGAUGUGGACAUGGAGGAUACUUCUUAAAAAUUUGUGCUUUUGAAAAUCUCUUUUGGAGACUUAGGACUUGCUAAACUAUUGACAGGUAUUUUACAGAAGAUCACGCACAUGAGAAGUGAUUAAAAAUACAUUUCUCUGAGAUUGCUGUCUUCAGAGCAUCAGAUUGUGGAUGUUACAGUGUGUCUCCAUGUUAAAUCUUCCCUGGUAGAAGUGUUUAUGUAAAUCAGGAAGUUCUGUUUUUCAAUAUAGAAGUAACUUGUGGCAACAUUUAUAUGAUAACUGUCCACAAAAAUUCAAUGGAAAGGAUAUUAUAUAAAAUAAAGAUUUUUU
Ochotona curzoniae (black-lipped pika) is the source of this 874-nucleotide messenger RNA. It is a transcript of the gene RSL24D1, whose product is annotated as ribosomal L24 domain containing 1. The record is from RefSeq and is a predicted model, not a curated record. Gene Ontology annotation, molecular function: structural constituent of ribosome. Gene Ontology annotation, cellular component: nucleolus; ribosome. The coding region runs from base 86 to 571 and encodes 161 amino acids. The transcript is spliced from 6 exons. Gene Ontology annotation, biological process: translation; ribosomal large subunit biogenesis. Lineage: Eukaryota; Metazoa; Chordata; Mammalia; Lagomorpha; Ochotonidae.